This is a messenger RNA of Leptosia nina, 810 nucleotides long. The record is from the annotation of a GenBank genome assembly. NCBI's taxonomy places the organism in Eukaryota, Metazoa, Arthropoda, Insecta, Lepidoptera, Pieridae.
AUGACGUCCACGACUACCCGCAGCCUGGAUCUAUCAUCACUACUAGAUGGUCGAACAGACAGCGAUGCAUCAACUGGUGAUGCCCGCGCGAUCCGAAGGCAACUAAGGGGUUUGGAAAACAUGUACGCUGAAGUACUUCAACUCCUGGGUGUCAGGAAACCAGCCAGUUUGGCUAAACAUCCCACUUGGGAAACUAGGCUGUCCUCAAAACGUAGGUAUGGCAGCAUGUCCUCCCUGCCAUCCAGUUCAGUCAGCAGUCGUCCUCAAAGAGACAAAAGGCGUUCCUCAGAUCAUCGAAAGAAAAACGACUAUAAGGGUAUUAACAAACGCUUUCAACGUCUGGAGUCCCAUGUAGUGACCCUGGCUCGUUCUGUAGCCCAUUUGUCCAGUGAAAUGCGAACACAACACCUGGUCAUGCAGGAAAUGGACAACAUACGUGCGGAGAUUGCGGCUCUUAGACAUAUGUAUAAGUCACAGCAGUAUAUAAGAUCAGGCCACUCCCGCCAUCUUGACCCCUUUUCAUUCAGCAAUCCAGACCGAGUCAAGAGGCUUACCAAGUUUUUCGGAGAUGAACCACCUCUAAUGAGACUGUUCCUUAAAAAACUUGGAUACGAGAAAUAUGCAGCACUGCUGGAAAAAGAGAAAGUGGGUGCAGCAGAACUACCUUACGUCGGUGAGGACAAGCUGAGGGCUCUAGGCGUACCGCUGGGACCUCGUAUGAGAAUCUUAAAAGAGGCGGGCAUUCAUCAUGACAUACACUUCCCUAGAGAUGACCCCAACACCACGACAACAACUUUAGCUAUAGUUUGA